AUGCAAAAGAAUCAAAUUCUAGCCAUUGCUGAAUCAUUGCAACGCCAAUGGUUAGCUUUGCCGAGAAAUAAACGUGCUGAAAACCUCUCUGUAUCUUCUGAGGACGAGAAACUGGUUCGACAACUGGCAGCUCAGCUCACUGACGCCAGUUUGAUCCCCGUUUCCAACAAUGCAUUCGAACGGCAACUAGCAAAGGAGAGCAAACGAGUGCUGGUGUAUGAAGAUCGCGACUUGUUGGACCUUGCACUAGAAUAUGUGCCUAUUGCACAGCUGUAUGACGAUGCAGAAAUUGAUCUUGAGCAAUACCCAGAUUGGGGACUAGAGGAUGUUGUCAUCAUCAAACUUCUUGCCUGGUUUAAGAAUUUCUUCUCAUGGGUUGACCAACCUGCCUGCCAAUUUUGCUCGUCUCCAACCAUAGCCAUAGGAAGAGGAAAGCCAAAUGUGGACGAUAUUCGCCAUGGAGCUUCCGUCAUUGAAGUGUAUCAAUGUCAACAAUGUCAUCAAACAAACCGGUUUCCGAGAUACAAUAACCCUUCAAAGCUCUUGGAGACUCGUAAAGGCAGAUGUGGUGAAUGGGCAAAUUGCUUUACUCUAUGUUGCAGAGCGGUGGGAGCGGAGGCUCGAUACAUUCUAGAUACGACAGAUCCAGAUCAUGUAUGGACUGAAGUUUACUCUCAGGCUCAGCAGCGUUGGGUACAUUGCGAUCCAUGUGAGAAUGCAUUCGAUAGGCCCUUGCUGUACAGUGCUGGAUGGGGAAAGUCAUUAAGCUACUGUAUUGCGUUUUCGGCGGAGGAAGUAAUGGACGUCACGAAACGAUAUACCACCAAUUGGCCUGUAGUCUUGACACGAAGGCAUGCGACGUCAGAGUCAGGGUUAUCCAAGGUACGGAGGCUAUCUCAUGCGUCGUAUGGUCGAUAG
Molecule: messenger RNA, 918 nt
Organism: Umbelopsis ramanniana AG
Lineage: Eukaryota; Fungi; Mucoromycota; Umbelopsidomycetes; Umbelopsidales; Umbelopsidaceae
Exons: 7
Coding region: 1-918 (305 amino acids)
Biological process (GO): protein deglycosylation; glycoprotein catabolic process; protein quality control for misfolded or incompletely synthesized proteins
Cellular component (GO): nucleus; cytosol
Molecular function (GO): peptide-N4-(N-acetyl-beta-glucosaminyl)asparagine amidase activity
Source: RefSeq, a predicted model, not a curated record